AGCUACUUACGUGUACGCGUUCAGGUGUUUUAAUAAUUGUUAGCUAAAAUGAAACUAGAAAUAUUUUUUUAUGUGUUCACAACAAUUUUUUUAUACACAUUUAGUCAAAAAGUAAAUCUUUCCAAAACAUAUAAGGCAGCAGUAGUGGAAUAUCACACGGAAGAUAUUGAUGAGAUUAUAUCAGAUGAUGAAAAAAUAUUGAUUCGAGCAAAAAAUCAUAUCGAUUUACUACAAAGUAUUGAUGAGGAUUUGGAAAUAAUACUUUUUCCAGAAAAAAGUUUGUAUUCUCAUGAAAAUCUAGCAAAUAUUAGCAGUAAAAUUCCCAAAAAAAUGGAAAAUAUUUGCAAUUCUUCGGAUAUACAGUUUAAAGAAUAUUUAAAAUUAUUUUCUUGUGCUGCAUCUAAAUAUAACACUUCUAUAGCUAUUAAUGUUAUAGAAAAGAAGCAAUGUAGUCCAGAAGACAUGAAUAAUUCUUGUGUUGAACAAGUUUACUAUAACACAGUUGUGGUGUUUGAUAAUAAAGGAUGUCUAGCCGGAAGAUAUCGCAAAUGGAAUUUAUUCGGAGAAUAUCAAUUAACCAAACCGAAUAUUAUGGAUUUAACAGUAAUUACAACUAAAAAUAAUAUAAAGUUCGGUAUUUUUAAUUGUUUCGAUAUCAUGUUCGAUAUGCCAGCUUUAAAUUUAACUCGUGAUUUAGAUAUAAAAAAUAUAUUGUUUCCAAACAACUGGAUUUCUGAACUCCCAUAUUUGACAGCUUUACAAGUGCAGCAGAUGUGGGCUCAGGAAAACAAUGUCGUUUUAUUAUCCUCUGGUCAAAACAAUCCAAAAACAGGUGCAAGUGGAACUGGAAUAUAUAUUGUUAAUUAUGUCGUAGGGAAUCGAGGUCCUUUGGACUUUAUAUUUAUCGGAGGAGCUGGUGGUUCUUCAGUAAUAGUGAAGACAGUACCCAAUUUAUUGGAAAAUAAAGAUAUUAUUAAUAGUACAGUAAAUCAAGUAUAUGAUACAGAUACAUUAGCAGAAGGUUUAGAUGAUUUUUUUCUUUUACGAGAUUUAUCAAUGGAUGAUCACACAGCUAUUUUAAUGCCUGAAUAUGAAAGACUGAUAGAAGAAACAGUUUGUAAUGGAGACAAAGACAGAAUUUGUUGUCACUUCAAAAUAUCUAUAAGUACCCUACCAAUAAUUCAACGUAAACAUAGAUAUAAAUACCAUAUGGUGGCUUUCAAUGGCGUUCGAUCUUUUUCUGGAUUAAGAAAUGCUGGUAUAGAAUCUUGUGGAAUUGUUGCGUGCCUAAAUGAAUCUUUAUCGUCAUGUGCAUUAAGAUUUCCGAAUUAUUCUGAAAUCUACUGGCCAAUCGUUUUCGAUUUAAUAUCAAUCGAAGCUAAUUUUUCUAUUGACAGUAAACGAAUUCAGUAUCCCAGUUCGUUAUUAACUUCGUUACGACCGAUUUCUCCUAAAUGUACUACAUGGGAAACAGAAAAACUUCCCAAAUAUUUGAGGAGAAAAUAUACGUUAAAUGAAGCCGAAAAUCGGUUACUAACUUUUGGAAUAUUCGGAAGAGAUUUUAAUAGAGAUGGUGACCUUAUAAUUCCGAAUGCAAUAUGCAAGUCAACAGUAGCUUCCUAUGCAACCAUUUCAAUAACAAUAAUUUGUAAUAUCCUGUUUAAUUAUAUAAAAUUUAAUUGUUGAUUAAAUAUAUUUACAAUUGAAUCA
Diorhabda carinulata is the source of this 1710-nucleotide messenger RNA. RefSeq names its product vanin-like protein 3. NCBI's taxonomy places the organism in Eukaryota, Metazoa, Arthropoda, Insecta, Coleoptera, Chrysomelidae. The transcript has 8 exons. The record is from RefSeq and is a predicted model, not a curated record. The coding region runs from base 49 to 1686 and encodes 545 amino acids.